UUUUCAUCAACAGCCGCCAUCUUGUGAGGAUUGGUCCGAAGUUUUCAUUUUUUAAUCACGAAAAUAACAUAAAUUUGGAUUUAUAGUAGAAUUAUUUUAAUAAAAGUGUGUACAUGGAAGUUCAAUCAACGUUCUGAGUCCAAAAAAGGAUAUCUUGGACAGUUAUUUCAUGAAUUGAGAGGAUAAUUCCAAACGUGUCCCCGGCUUUGUAUUGGAAAUUGAAGUGCGAUUUAUUUGGAAAAUCAGAAAAACGUAAAACAUAAAAAAUGUGGAUUAUCAAAACUUUUCUGUUAAACACUGGCUGAAUAGUGUCAUUUAUCGUCAAUUUCAUUGAGAUGGAUUGAAAACUUAAAAGUUUCUAAGUCUUAUUUUUGGAAUUGUUCGAUUCCAAAGAGAAAAUGGCUGACACAGGAGAUGGACCCCCAAACAAGAGACAGAAACUGCAGUCUCCAGCAUUGACUCCAAGUGGUAGCGAGACAGAGUUUAAUAUGCUGUUAGCAGAUCUGCCAGACGAAUUGAUGAGUACUGAUAAUGGUACACUCAAUGGAACAGAUAUGUUGCAGUCCCACCAAGAUAGUGCUAGUCAUCGGCAUCAGCAGUUGUCGCAGUUGCUUGCCAAUGUGUCAACUCCAUCAAGCAGUGGUGUGAACAGUGGUUUGCCAAAUUCAAACAUGAACAUGACUAAUUCUGCAUUGAAUAAUGCUGUGAAAAGUCCAUUAUCCAACAACUUACAGUCGCCACCCCACGGACUUGUGCAAAACAAGCAAGGAAUGCCAUCUUCAUCAUACUAUUCAUCAGAUAAUAACACAUAUGUUUCAAACAGUUCUUCAUUUUCAUUAGCAAACUCCACUUCAUCUACAUUAUCAUCAGUGCCAAUGUCAAUUCCCAACAAUAUGUUAAAUUCCAUGUCAAUGUCAUCCCUUAGUGUGAACAGUAUACCACAUCCUCAAAAUCAAAUGCUUAAUGGACCUCAGUAUUCAAUGAGUGGAAUGCGCCAGCAACGUGGACUAAUGAUUCCCAACUCUGGGGGUGCUAUGUCACAAGGAAUGGGCAACAUGGGCUUGUCCCAGCAGAACAUGAUUGGAGCGCUGAACAAUCCUCAGAUGACGAGGCAACCAAUGGACCACGCAGGCAUGGUCUCAAAUACACAGCAGCAAAUGAUGAAGCCCAAUGGGCCUGUGGGUGGUGGUGGUGGGUAUGGGUAUAACCAAGUACCCCCUGGUUCAGUCGGAGGCCAGCACCAGAUGCAGUUACCUUCAUCCAACUACAAUACAAACAACAAUCCUUCAACUGUCCUAUCCUCCAUGACCUCACCACCACACAGCAUGUCAGCCCUAAACCCUACCAGUCAGCAGAUUCCCCAGAACCAGCCAGUAGCCCACACUGGUGUGCCCGGUACUCAGGGAGCUGCUGGCUCCCAGGCACAAGGGGCCCAGCCCCAGUCUGCAGACCCAGAGAAACGCAAACUUAUCCAGCAGCAAUUGGUCUUGCUACUUCACGCUCACAAGUGUCAGCGGCGUGAGCAGAGCAAUGGUGAGGCGUGCACCCUGCCACACUGCAGAACCAUGAAGAAUGUGCUGAACCACAUGACCACUUGUAGUGCUGGCAAGUCAUGUCAAGUUGCUCACUGUGCUUCAUCAAGGCAGAUAAUCACCCACUGGAGAAACUGCUUGCGACAGGACUGUCCGGUGUGCUUACCACUAAAGCACGCCUCUGAUCGCCAGAAACAGCCUGUGGCAGUAGCAGCAGCAGGCGCAGCACAGGCUAGCCCGGCUGUGAGUACUGGUCCGCAGGCGACAGUGAGUGCAGCUACCCCACAAAUCCCCUCCAACAUGAAUGAGGCACAGAUGCAGAAGGCAUACGCUGCCCUAGGACUCACUUUCAAUGGGAUACAGGCUUCCACCUCCAGGCCUGGACAACUCAGUAAUCAAGUGAACCUAGGUUUGAAUCCGGGCCAGCCAGCGCAGGUGGGUAACUCCAAUCCAACCCUGAACUCCCUCACUGCUGUGGGUGGGUUGAAUGCCACAGAUGGGCUGCAGAUUGUGGCACAGACAAACAAAGGCACAAAACAGUGGCACGAGAGUGUCACCCAGGAUCUCAGAAAUCAUCUUGUCUAUAAAUUGGUUCAAGCAAUAUUCCCCACUCCAGAUCCAGCUGCAUUAAAGGACAGAAGGAUGAACAAUCUUGUUGCAUAUGCAAGAAAAGUGGAAGGGGACAUGUAUGAAACAGCCAAUAGUAGAGAGGAAUAUUACCACUUUUUGGCGGAGAAGAUCUACAAAAUCCAGAAAGAGUUGGAGGAGAAGCGUAUCCGUCGCCGUGAGGAACAACACAAGCAGCAGGGUGCAGGGACAGAUGUGCCAGGAAUGAGCCCAAUCAGGCCUAAUGCUCAAACCAAUGGUCCAAUGUCUAACCCUAUGUCCAACUUGCCUGGUGACCUGUUUGGAAACCAGACCAGCAUAGCAACCCCUGGUAUGGGCCCCAGAAUGCCUGCCAUGCAGCCGGGACCCAGUCGAACCACACCUCCACUUAUGAACCUACCAUCGAACCCACCACAAAUGAACCCUGGUCUUAACACUCAGCAGUUUGAACCCAUGGGUGCACGCAUGCCAGGCCAGAUGAUGAACCACACUCAACAACCACAGACACAGCAGCAAAUGCAGCACCUUCAGCAUCAGCUAGGCCAACAGGCACAGAAUCCCAACAUGCUCGCCAACAAGAUGCGGCAAGUCACACCAGGGAUGAUGCCUGGAGCACAGAUGGGCGCCAUGCAGUCUGCCUCACCCCAGGGACUCCCCGCUAGUAACAGCCUGGCAACUAUGGCUAAUAGGUCGUCAGUGGAUACUCUAGUGUCGACAAUGCCGUCAGCUUACACUGCUACAUCUUCAUUACCAAACAAUAUCAACAUGGAUGGCAUGUCUUCUCUGACUGGUGGCCAGGACAAGAAGAUGGUGAAGCUGGAAGGCACAUUAGAUGUGAACACUCAACCCCAGAGCCUGUCUGAGGUACUGUCCUCGCCCCUCCCCUCCUCUGAGCAGGGCCAUACGAUCUCCACGCCGUUCCCUGCCUCCAAUUCCCUCAACAGCACCAUCCCCAUGGACAUCAAGACAGAAAUCAAGACAGAGAUUAAGACUGAGGUGAAGCAAGAGCCUGGUAUGCGGUCAGUGAAAGAGGAGCUGACCAGUCUGGACACUGGUGGGGUGUCCACACCCAAGACGGAGCCCCUGGACUCUGGUGAGGACAUGAAGUCCAGCCCCAUGGACACCAGCCAGCCCUCAGGCACCACCCCAGUACCCUCACCUGCACAGCUCAAACCUCCUAGGUCAAAGAAAAGAUAUCUAUCUGAGCUGGGCUGGAAAAUGUUGUAUCGACAAGACCCAGAAUCUCUGCCUUUCAGGCAGCCGGUGGAUCCUGUGGCUCUCCAGAUACCAGAUUACUAUGAAAUUGUACGAAAGCCAAUGGAUCUGUCAACUAUAAAGCGUAAACUGGACACUGGUCAGUACAAGGAACCCUGGGAGUAUGUGGACGAUGUGUGGCUCAUGUUCGACAAUGCCUGGGUCUACAAUAAGAAGUCCUCACGAGUCUACAAAUACUGUACUAAGUUAUCUGAGGUUUUUGAGCAAGAAAUCAACAGUGUGAUGCAAUCCCUGGGCUACUGUUGUGGCAUCAAGCAGUCCUUCAGUCCGCAGGUGCUCUGUUGCUAUGGCAAGCAGCUGUGUACGAUUCCUAGAGAGGCUGUGUACUUCUCCUACCAAAAUAAGUCAAGUACGCUUCUCUCCGAUAGAUACACCUACUGCGAAAAGUGUUUCCUUGACAUUCCGGGAGACAUUGUAGAUCUUAUGGACGACCCUUCACAACCCAUUGAGAAAGUACCAAAAAGUCAUUUUGAAAAGAUGAAGAAUGACUUGCUGGAAAUGGAACCAUUUGUUGACUGUGAAGAAUGUGGAAGGAAACUUCAUAAAAUCUGUGUGCUACAUUUUGAACCCAUUUGGAACAACGGGUUUGUCUGUGAAAACUGCUUGAAAGCAAAAGGCGCGAAACGGAAAGAAAACAAAUAUUCUGCAAAAAGGUUGCCUGGCUCCAAGCUGGGAAACUAUUUGGAGAAUCGUAUCAACACCUUCUUAAAGAAGAAAGAUGCCGGUGCUGGUGAAGUUUUUAUUAAAGUGCUAUCUUGUUUAGACAAAGUUUGUGAGGUGCGGCCAGAAAUGAAAGCCAAGUUUGUGGACAAUGGUGAAUUUCCGGAGACGUUUAACUUCAAAGCAAAGUCCAUGUUUGUGUUUGAGGAGAUAGAUGGAGUGGAUGUCUGCUUUUUUGGCAUGCAUGUGCAGGAAUAUGGCUCUGAGUGUCCAUUUCCUAACACAAGGCGGGUGUACAUCUCCUAUCUGGACAGUGUGCACUUCUUUCAACCGCGACAACUGCGUACAGCAGUAUACCAUGAGCUUCUUAUUGGCUACCUGGAGUAUGCGAAGUCAAUGGGCUACGUGUGGGCUCACAUCUGGGCUUGCCCACCCAGUGAGGGAGAUGAUUACAUCUUCCACUGUCACCCACCCGAGCAGAAGAUUCCCAAACCCAAGAGGCUGCAGGAAUGGUACAAGAAGAUGCUGGAUAAGGCUCUUAUUGAACGAAUUGUUAUAGACUAUAAGGAUAUAUACAAAGACUCGAUAGAGAACAAUGUUAGCAAGGUGACAGACCUGCCCUACUUUGAGGGUGACUUCUGGCCCAACGUGCUGGAGGAUGUGAUUAAGGAGCAGGGCCAGGAGGAGGAGGAGAAGCGUCGUCGGGAGGAGGCCGAGGCCCUCGCAGCGGAGGCUGAUGGCUCCACAGGGGCAGAUGAGGGAGAGGAGACGACCAUCGUGGAUGCUCACGGGAAAAAGAAAGGGAAAAGUCAGAAGAAAAAGAACAACAAGAACAAGAACAGCCAAAGGAAGGCGAACUGCAAGAAACUCAAUCUUCCAGCUGGUGGAAAUGAUCUCACUCAAAAACUAUACUCUACCAUGGAAAAACAUAAAGAGGUAUUCUUUGUGAUUCGGCUGACCACUCAGCAGGCUGCUGCCAAUCUGCCGCCCAUCCAUGACCCUGACCCUCACAUGAGCUGUGAGCUGAUGGAUGGCCGUGACAACCUGCUCACCCUGGCGCGGGACAAGCACUACGAGUUCUCGUCACUGCGGAGAGCCAAGUUCUCCUCCAUAGCUCUGCUCUAUGAGCUGCAUAAUCAGGGAAAGGAAAGCUUCGUGUACACCUGCAACAACUGCGAGGCACAGGUGGAGACGCGAUGGCACUGUUCCGUCUGCACGGACUUUGACUUGUGCAACAACUGUUACCAAAAAGAUGGCCAUAAUCACAAGAUGGACCGGCUGGGUCUCGACCUGGAUGAUGGGUCUUCCGGUGGUGACAAGCAAGAUCCUCAAGAGAAUCGCAAACAGUCUAUUCAGCGGUGUAUUCAGUCGCUGGUUCAUGCUUGUGGUUGUAAGGAUGCCAACUGCAGGCUGCCUAGCUGUAAUAAAAUGAAACGUGUUGUGGCGCAUACAAGAAUGUGUAGGAGAAAGACAAACUCUGGGUGUCCUAUCUGUAAGCAGCUGAUUGCAUUGUGUUGCUAUCAUGCAAAACAGUGUAAUGAACAGAAGUGUCAAGUGCCAUUUUGCCAGCAAAUCAAGCAAAAGUUGCGUCAGCAAGAGUUGCAACAGAGGCUACAUCAGGCGCAACUCAUGAGAAGACGCAUGGCUUCAAUGCAAAGAAACUCCAAUCCUGCCCCUGUUGUAAGCCAGACAAGCCCAACACCGGCCAUUCCUGCUGCAGGAGGUGGUAAGGGUACAGGCGGGCCUCCCCCCGCAGCCAUGCAGGCAGCUAGACAGGCCCAGGAGGCCGCACAGAGACAGGCUGGCAGCAUGGGUAAAGGCAAGAACAUGGGUGGAAGCACCAUGCCUCCACCACAGGUCACGACGGGGGGCAAACCCCAGCCUCAGGUCAGCAUUCCUCAGCAGUGGCCCCAGCCCACUCAGCAGAUACCACAGCCAGUGCCCCAGACCAUGCCUCAGUCCACCUUGCCCCAGAACUUCCAGCAGCAGCAGCAGCAAAAUGCUCCCAACAUGGGUCAGAUGAGAGCUAUGCAGCAGCCCCGCAUGCCUGUCCAGAACCAAGGCAUGGUGGGCAUGACAGAUGGCGUACCUGGCAUGAAUACUGUCAUGAACCAGAACAGGGCUCAGCCAAUGAAUCAGAGACCGCCUGGCCAGGGGGCACCCAAUGAGGCACUGGAGCAGUUGAUGCGUACUUUGAAAUCUCCGACAUCCCCUCAGCAGCAGCAGCAGGUUAUACAGAUUCUGAAAUCAUAUCCUCAGUUGAUGGCAGCUUUCAUUAAGCAGAGGAAUCCACCAGUGCAGGGAGCUGGUGGUAUGGCUCCAGGCCCGAUGCAGCCGCGGCCGAACAACCCUCAGAUGCAGGCAAUGGCUGGCAUGCAGCAGAACCAGGCCCUCAGUCAGCCCCAACAUGACAUGCUGUGGCAGCAGAGGAUGCGGCCACAGCAACAGCAGAUGGGGCAGCCACCACAGCAGCAACAGAUGGGGCAGCCCCAACAGCAACAUAUGGGCCACUUCAACGCGCCGCCACCUCCGUUUAACCCACAACGAACGCAAAUGUCCCAAUACGGGCAGCAGCAGAGGUUCCAGGGGGACGGCAUGCAGUUCCAGAACCAAAACCACCAGAUGAUCCACCAGGUCCAGCAGCAUCUCAAGCAGCAGAUGGCCGGGGGCCAGCCUGUCAAUCCUCAGAUGCUGUCCCAGCAGACCUCCAACAUCAUGCAGCAGGUGCGCUCACCCCCCUCCUCCACCCUGCACCAGACAGUGCGCUCACCCCAGCCCACACCAUCACCGCGACAACAGCUCAAUCCGUCUCCUAGGCAACCCCAGAUGUCGCCGCAUCACAUACCUCCGAACCAAUCGCCCCACCCUGGCAUGCAUGGCCAAGACUAUAAUCAAAUGACAUCGGAUUCAGUGAUGCUAUCCCAGUUACAAUCUCACAAUUCUGUGCCUCAAGUUCAGAACCCAGGCCUUGAUAUGGUGCACUCGCUUUCACAGGACAAUGAAGUGAGUCAGUUACAACCACAGGAUCAAUUAUCGCGGUUUGUCGAAACAUUAUAGCAGGGCUUGAAAGCAACCGUAUUCAUGUGUUGAAGUGUGCUACACGAUAAAAAACCAAAACUUAAGUGUUUUCAUUAUCAUUCUUUGUACAAACAUUUAGUUAUUUAUGGAAGAUAGAAUUUGUUUCAUAAUGUAAUAUAUCCUUGAUUAUAACUAGAGAUUUUCCCCUGGUUUUGUUUAUGUGUUCUCAAACAAUGAACAAAGUGUCGAGCAGUGUGACAGUGUGAAUAGGAUGUUGUUAAAAUAAUUCAUUAAAGUUAUUUUAUAGUUAACAUUGUACAUAACAGAUAUCUUUUUUCAAGAGGUCAUUUUAUAAAUAUUUCGCUAUUCAUUGAUUUUGGAUACUAUUUGAAUAUAUUUUGUUGAUUAUUUCCCCCAGAAAGUCAUUGUUACAUUUAUGUACAGCAUGUUUCACGAUGUUCUCUUCAUCGUGGUGUUAUGUUGUCUAUUGUAGUUUGUUCGUCUUGUUUUAUGUGUGACCAGAAUGCAAUAUUGAAUGAGUGUCUGCUGUUGUUUCAACAUAUCUAAACAUAGUCUGCACUCUUUUAUACUAAACUUUGUAUCUGUUAAAAAUUCCAGAAAAGUUCUUAUAUUUCUUCUAUUUACUAUCAUUUGGUCUAGGGCUUCGUGAUUCCUUGUACAAGAUGUCAAGUUAUUUUUGCCUUCAAUGCAUGCUCUAUUUGUAAAACGUUUUGGUUUCAUUAAGGCUUCCCAAUUUUUUCUCAAUAGAAGAUGUACAGUCUUCAUUUAUUAUUUUGAUUGUGUUACAACUGAAGGACAAGUCUGUGAUUAGUUCUAAUAAAAUGGGGGGUCAUGUUAGAUAAUAUUGUGUUACCUGACUGUGAUUUGUUCCUCUUGCGUUAAUUAUUCCCAGCAUAAUUGUUCAUAACUUUGGUGUGCAAACCGUAUAGGCGAUUUUGAAACCACUCUUUAUCCAUCUGAAGUGUCAAGGUUUUACUUGCGCACACGUGCAUACAAUAUACAGUUCUGUAAAACUUGUCUUUGUGUACUAGUGAAAAAUUUCCAUUGUUAUGUUUCCAGAAAUAUUUUUGAGGAUGAUAAGUAGAUGGAAUCAAGCGGACAGAAAAAAGUGCAAUAACGUGGAAUUCAUGUUAAAGAAUUUUACCAUUUAUCCAGGAUUAAAUUCAUCAAUCCAUUCACUUCUCUCUCUCCUAGGCCAAGUUGAACUUGGAUUAAUUUUAGUACUUAAACGUUGUUGAGUUUUGAAAAGUUUAAAUGUUGCCACAUGUUAUAAACCUCUCUAUAUUUGUUGCUAUGUGUGUGAAAACUUAUUCCACUUUCAUAUCUGUACAUAAUUUACCAGCAGUUCAAAUUAUUUGUGGUACAGUGGACUGGUUUCUUGGACUUCUUUAUUUAUUUUUCCAACAUUUUUACCCGAUUCCAAGAAGCGCAAGAAACCAGUGCACUAUGUAAGAACAUAUUGCUCCCGUCGUAGUUAAUAUGUCGGAUAUGUUGGUAAUGUCAUGUUGAGUGCUGAUAUUGCAAAUAAUGUAAAAAAAUAAACAUUAUUAUGACUU
Molecule: messenger RNA, 8668 nt
Organism: Dreissena polymorpha
Lineage: Eukaryota; Metazoa; Mollusca; Bivalvia; Myida; Dreissenidae
Product: CREB-binding protein-like
Exons: 28
Coding region: 399-7130 (2243 amino acids)
Biological process (GO): positive regulation of transcription by RNA polymerase II
Cellular component (GO): transcription regulator complex; nucleus; histone acetyltransferase complex
Molecular function (GO): protein binding; chromatin DNA binding; transcription coactivator activity
Source: RefSeq, a predicted model, not a curated record